AUGGGCUUAACUACCGUCCACGAGGUCGGCCAUUGGCUCGGGCUCGUCGACGUCUACAAAGUGAAACCUUCGUGGGGGACCGCAGAAGACUUCAGCAAGGCAAGAGCGGCGUGUCUCAAACUAGAUGGCCCCUGCGAUACCCAGGUCGAGUGCCUCAACUACAUGAGCUAUGCCUCCGAUAAAUGCAAGAACGAGUUCAACCCCGAACAGAUUCGAUUUAUGAAGACCUAUGCCAAGGAAAUGCUAGCAGGCGGAACCCCUCAGCCUAUUGAGAUUGAUCUGUAG
This is a messenger RNA of Metarhizium robertsii ARSEF 23, 285 nucleotides long. RefSeq names its product 2OG-Fe(II) oxygenase. Lineage: Eukaryota; Fungi; Ascomycota; Sordariomycetes; Hypocreales; Clavicipitaceae. The transcript is spliced from 3 exons. The record is from RefSeq and is a predicted model, not a curated record. Bases 1 to 285 code for a protein of 94 amino acids. Gene Ontology annotation, molecular function: metallopeptidase activity.